UUCUCGCAGUAUAUAAUGCAACUUCAAUGCUAAUGCCUGAAAAGUACCGUUUACAUCCCCCGCGCAAAUAGAUUGAGGAGGAGUUUUGCAGUCUGGCGGGAGAAGACAACUUGCGCGUAUUCCUGCAAGCAAGUUUCAAAGGAUUUAUAACGUAAGCGCCUGCAUGACAACUGCGGGGUGCGUAGUUUACGUACUAUCAAACCAUUAGGAUUGUUUGUGUGUGUUGACUGCCUGUGUAAAGGAUGGCGGCGGCAGGAGCAGCUCCGGCAGGUCCGGUCGAGUCAGAGCUGGACCGGAGUGGGACAGAAGAAGACCCCAGAGAAGCGGUGUCGGAAGAGGAAGGUUGUCCGCAGCAACAGGCCGGGGCUCCGAGCUCGGCCUCCCACAACCGCCUGGCGAAGCUGCCGCUGUCUCGGAUAAAGACACUGAUGAAGGCCGAUCCAGAUGUGACGCUGGCGAGUCAGGAUUCAGUGUUUAUCAUUGCUAAAGCUACAGAGUUGUUUGUUGAAACAAUAGCCAAGGAUGCUCUUGUUUAUGCUCAGCAAGGCAAGAGGAAGACCCUGCAAAGGAAAGAUCUAGAUAAUGCAAUUGACGCUAUUGACGAGUUUGCCUUUCUUGAAGGCACUUUGGACUGAAGUUUGGAAAACAAUUCACAAAGAAUGAUGCGACUUUACCCCGAAGGAACCGUGGAAUACAUUUGCAAGUAGUUCAUUUUUAUAGUUUUGUACAAAGAAGGUUUUCUAUGUAAAAUGCUUUGUUUUGUGUGUAUAUAUAUCCCGAAGUGAUUGUUUUUAUAAACUUAUGAUUUAUAAAGCACUCUUCCAGAUUACAAACUAGUCGUCCGCCAGUAUUGCACAUGUUCAGUUUUCUGACCAAAAUCAUUAUUUGCAGCAUGAGGAAAUCCUUCAUUCAUCUUCCCUGCUCAGCCCAUAAAGACUUCUUUUGCAAAGUGCCUUCACUGCUGUAUGUAGCUGACCCACCACAUCAACAUGACCGUUGCUCUCAGCUACUGGAAGUGUGUAAAUGUCCACUCUUGUGUAAUAAAACUGAUAUUUUGUUUUAAAUAUUGUAA
Acipenser ruthenus (sterlet) is the source of this 1072-nucleotide messenger RNA. Its product is annotated as DNA polymerase epsilon subunit 4-like. The record is from RefSeq and is a predicted model, not a curated record. Gene Ontology annotation, molecular function: protein heterodimerization activity. NCBI's taxonomy places the organism in Eukaryota, Metazoa, Chordata, Actinopteri, Acipenseriformes, Acipenseridae. The transcript has 4 exons. Bases 243 to 635 code for a protein of 130 amino acids. Gene Ontology annotation, cellular component: nucleus; epsilon DNA polymerase complex.